Molecule: messenger RNA, 2177 nt
Organism: Hibiscus syriacus
Lineage: Eukaryota; Viridiplantae; Streptophyta; Magnoliopsida; Malvales; Malvaceae
Product: probable WRKY transcription factor 47
Exons: 5
Coding region: 136-1725 (529 amino acids)
Biological process (GO): regulation of DNA-templated transcription
Molecular function (GO): sequence-specific DNA binding; DNA-binding transcription factor activity
Source: RefSeq, a predicted model, not a curated record
AAUUAUAUAUAUCUUCUACUGACUGUAAAUACUUCUUUUCUUGUUGAGAGCUUGAAAAAGCUAUAUAACUACUCUUCUUCUUCUUUUCUUUCUCCUUUCUUUUAGUAUUUCCCCCCUUAAUUUUCUGGUUUAGUCAUGGAGAAGCAGCACCGUCGAGAACUGACGUUCUUGCACUCCGGUGACUUCCUCCGACAGAAUUCUGGUGUGCCCGAUCGUACCCUUGAUGAUUCUAGCGAUCACGUUAAACCACACAUCAAGGAAAUGAGUUUCUUUUCUACUCAAUAUCAAUCGCAUGAUCAUCAUCAAGAGAGCAAGACUGAUGAUGAUAAUAAUAAUAAUGGAUCGUCUUCGUUUGUUGAUUCGGUUGCAAACAUUGAAUUAAACCUUCUUAGUUCAAGCCCAGGAGUUUCAAGAUCAACAAAUGAAGAGAAACCUGUUAACAGCAACGCUGAAGAGGGUGCUCUUAAAAUCGAGUUAGAAACGUUGAACGAAGAGAACCGGAGAUUAAGAAGCACUUUGGAUCAGAUUACCAAAAACUACAAUGAACUACAAGGUCAACUAUGCAUGGCGCUGCAAAAACAGGCACACCAAAAUCAAGGAGAACAGAAGGAUGCAGUAAAUGGGAUGUCGAGUACCAUAAUGUCAGUCCAACAAUUCAUGGACCCACGGCCAUCGACUGCAUUAGAUGUCAACGAACCUUCCGUAUCCGACGACAAGACAGCAUCACAAGAAAACACCAUGGAAGUCGUAUCGAAUGAACGUGACCAUCGGAUGGGUCAAAAUAUGCCGGGAAAGCACGUUUCGAUCGACGAUGGUGGUACCGAUCAAUCAUCUCAAAGCUGGGGGUCACACAAGAGUCCAAAGCUAGAUCAGUCUAAGAGUGAAGACCAAGGCUCUGAAGUUCCUUUUAGGAAGGCUAGGGUGUCUGUUAGAGCAAGAUCAGAAGCUCCCUUGAUAACUGAUGGAUGCCAAUGGAGGAAAUACGGUCAAAAGAUGGCAAAGGGGAACCCUUGUCCUCGAGCCUACUACCGUUGCACCAUGGCCGUUGGCUGCCCGGUCCGUAAGCAGGUGCAAAGAAGUGCGGAUGAUAAAAGCGUUCUCAUAACAACAUACGAAGGGAACCACAAUCACCCUCUUCCACCUGCAGCCACAGCUAUGGCUAACACAACGUCUGCCGCAGCAGCCAUGUUGCUAUCGGGUUCAACCAAAAGCAAGGAUGGCCUACCAAGUUCUGCCUACUUCCCUUCCUUACCUUACGCAUCGUCGAUGGCCACCCUCUCGGCCUCCGCCCCGUUUCCAACCAUAACCCUUGACUUAACUCAGGGCCCCAAUGCCGUCCCAUUCUUACGUCCACCGCCUUCCACAGCUUCGUUUCCUUUACCUUUGUACGGUUAUCCGCAGAUUUUAGGGAACCCUAUGUUCGCUCCUCCCAAGGUACCUCCAUCACCGAUAAUGCAGUUAGGGCAACGUCCAGCUUCCAUGGUCGAAGCAGUCACCGCAGCCAUCGCCUCGGAUCCGAACUUUACCGCAGCAUUAGCAGCAGCGAUUUCGACGAUCAUGGGAGCGCCACCGAGAAACAACGGAAACAGUAACGUCAACAACGAUGAAAACAACAAUUCCUCCAAUGGGGUGCCAGUGCCUGCCCUUCCAGCACCAGGAUCACCGCAAGCUCAACAAUCAUGUACCACUUUUUCCACCAAGGCAUGCGGUAACAAGCCUGGCUGAUUAAUUUAAACUUAGGGUCUUGCUUGCCAUGCUCAGGAUAAUGGAUAUUUUUAAUUAGGCCGUUGGAGAGGAAGGAGCUCCCCCCCCCUAACACAACGUGCAUCUCUUUUAUGAUCGUAUAGAAGAAUUUUAAUACAAACAGUCUAUUGAUAGUUGGUGAGUGGUUCAAUCGGCCUUGCAGUUUCAAUAUUUUCCCAUGCUUUUAACCUUAAGAAAAUGUUUCAGAUACUUAUAUAUAAAAUAUAUAUAAAAUAUAUAUAUAUAUAUAUGUUGUCACAUGCAGUUUAAGCAUAGCGAAAGCUUAGAGUGGGGUGUAAGAAUGAAUUGGUGGACAAACAUUUCAAGUAUUUGUUUGUGUUGGGGAUUAUUUUUAUUUUUUACAUUAAUUAAAUAAUUUUUAAGCUAUGAAGAGAUUACAUGUACAGUGUAAGUAUUUUUGCAGAAUUAUAUGU